UCAAUUGUUGAUAUUGAAUUCGAAUAACCAGCUGCUACUCAUUACAAAACUUUUGGCUACGACCAGGAAGAGUUGUCUUCCUAUUUGAAUUGUUGAUAUUGAAUUCGAAUACCUUGCCGAAUUUGGAAGGAGAAUUAAUUUGAAAAGGUGGUGAAAAUUGGUCAAGGAAGUGAAUCAUGGACGAUAGUGACUGCACUUCGGAGGGGUGUGUCGACUAUGAUGCACAAUCACCAUCGCCACCAUUAGUGAUAUGGACAAGCAGAAGGGCAGUUCCACCGCCAGCUACAUUACCUUACAAUGCACCUUACACAGCUCUAUACCCCGCAAACCACGAUAGUGGUGAACAAAUAGCGACCGCACAGGUCUCCUAUAGUUCUAUUCAGGGUUCCUCAUUCAGUUCUUGGAACACACAAACGUCUUCCUUCGGUGUACUUCAAGAUUAUCGGCUGAAGAGCGUUGCUGACAACGUCAUGGACCCCCGACCCGACAUCCAGAGGGCGAAAGAUACAAAGCCCAGUGAAGCUCCAACCACAGCUGUCUUAAACCCAUGUUUGGAUCCCAUGACAUUGGCAAUGGACGACGAUCACUGUACGCGAGACAACAGUAAAGCAACUGUAAACUAUUCCGUUCCCGUUUCAGAUCACUACACAGGCAGUGGGAACGUAACGUUAAACUCGGAGUAUAGCAAUUUCUCAAGCAAUGCUGGCAAUGUUAACGUUAACGGAGGCCGCAGAGUACAUAUUGCCGGAUAUGUGCCAGUGUCUUCCCAAGUGGCUAGCUUACCUGAGGAUCCCAAGAAUCACAAUCGUGAAAGGAUCAACAAUCAUCACACCUCAGAGCCGUUUUCUGAGGCAGUUUGUCAACUUCAAACUAACCAUCGUCAACCGGAAACGUCACUCUGCGAGGAAACCGGGAAGUCACCUGAUCGCCGGCAUGAUCCGCUAGAUCGUGCACAUUCACAUCCUGGAGAAAAAACGUAUAAACGUAAGCAUUGCGAUAAAUUCUUAUCUACUCAGUCUUGCGUAACAUCUCAUGAAUGUCCACAUCCUGAAGAGAAAUCGCUCGAUUGUAACUUGUGUGAUAAAACGUUCAAUAAGCUACCUCAUCUUACACGUCAUGGACGAGUUCACUCUGUUGAGAAACCAUUUCCGUGCAAAUACUGCGCCAAGCCGUUCGGUGACAAAUCCGCUCUAAAUGUUCAUGAACGUAUCCAUACCGGAGAGAAGCCGUUCAGGUGUGGUUACUGUGAUCAAAUGUUUCGCCGUAAUACCCAUCUUAGAGUUCAUGAACGUACCCAUACUGGAGAGAGACCAUACAAGUGUAAAUCGUGCGAGAAGUCAUUCACGACGAAAUCAGAUCUCACCGUGCAUCAACGCAUCCAUACUGGAGAGAGACCAUACGAGUGUAAAUCGUGCGACAAGUCAUUCACGACGAAAGCAAAGCUCACCGUGCAUCAACGCAUCCAUACUGGAGAGAGACCACAGAAGUGUAACUUGUGUGACAAGUCAUUCACGACGAAAUCAAAUCUCACAGUGCAUCAGCGCAUCCAUACUGGUGAGAAACCAUACAAGUGUACAGCAUGUGGCAAAGACUUCCGAACAAUAUCAACUCUCGCAAAUCAUCAACGAAUCCACACUCCUGAGAGAACCUGAUCAAGUGUCAGCUAUGGUGACAAGUCUUUCAAUUUGAAAAACAACAUGGAAGACCAUGCAAAUACAAACACCGUAAAACAGAAAGAUUGUUUUCAAGAUUUUUGAAAGUGCUACUCAUAGGCCAGUUUCGAACCGCAAGUAGAAUAAAAUCAAUGUCGCUUAAAGCCCGAUCCGUUAUGCAUGCAAAGGUCUCUACUUACAUGCUAACUUCAACAUAAUACGUAAGGUCCAAACCAUUAUCAUUGCCAUUUUACUCCGAGUGAUAUCCACUAUUUCAUUUCUUGCUUUCCAUUGCACUUCUUACAGAAAAGGAACGUGUUUCCAUAUUUACCAUGACACUCAAUUGCGCUGAACGGUUUUUUUGGAUACAUCAGUCAAGCUUUAUAACCGAAACCUAUUGCUGGAGCACGCAUGCCUGGUACGGAUCUUUUCGCUGGAAGAGGUACUCUACUGUUUGCAUGUUCGGCUAUGAUGCUAAAAUCUUAUUCAUGUAUGAACUCUUGGUUCCAUGUGUCAUCCUGUAUAGUAACGAUCUACUUCUUAUCAAAAAUAUUCGAAUACUAUCUCACUGUC
Molecule: messenger RNA, 2225 nt
Organism: Sycon ciliatum
Lineage: Eukaryota; Metazoa; Porifera; Calcarea; Leucosolenida; Sycettidae
Product: zinc finger protein 25-like
Exons: 1
Coding region: 177-1652 (491 amino acids)
Biological process (GO): regulation of transcription by RNA polymerase II
Molecular function (GO): RNA polymerase II cis-regulatory region sequence-specific DNA binding; DNA-binding transcription factor activity
Source: RefSeq, a predicted model, not a curated record